Rubroshorea leprosula is the source of this 861-nucleotide messenger RNA. Lineage: Eukaryota; Viridiplantae; Streptophyta; Magnoliopsida; Malvales; Dipterocarpaceae. The record is from the annotation of a GenBank genome assembly.
GACUCGGUCGAGGGUUGUCUGCGGUGCGGAGUGAAAACAGCGCGGGAGAAGACGCCAUGAAUGCUCCAGAUCGUUACGAGAGAUUCGUCGUCCCCGAAGGAACCAAAAAGGUUUCAUACGAGAGGGACACGAAGAUUAUCAACGCCGCCUCCUUUACGAUCGAGAGAGAAGACCACACCAUCGGCAACAUUCUUCGAAUGUACUGAUAGAUUUUUUUUUUGUUUUCUAAUUGGUUGAUUGAUUGAGCUCUAAUUUGUUGUUCUAUUGUUUCGAUUUUUGAACUAUGAUAAACAAUCAGGCAAUUGCACCGUGACGAGAAUGUGUUGUUUGCUGGCUACAAGCUCCCUCACCCUCUGCAGUACAAAAUCAUUGUUAGGAUCCACACAACUAGCCAGUCCUCACCAAUGCAGGCGUAUAAUCAGGCCAUCAAUGACCUGGACAAGGAACUUGAUCAUUUGAAGAAUGCGUUUGAGACUGAAAUGGCAAAGCAUUCAGGGCAAUUCUGAUCCAGAUUUGAGGUGCUGAACCUGAAUGAACUGCUUUUGCAUUUUGGUUUUGAAUUGGAAUCAACCAUGUCUUCCUCGGCACUGUUUUGCUUUGUUAGUUAUGAAGUAUCUUAGCUAUAACUUAUGUACUUGAGUUUGUUGAAUGUCUUAUCAUUAAACCUUUACCUAUCAAUGAAGUUAUAUGGAUGUAUUUAUAUGGAUGUAUUUGUAGGAUGAUGGGGGACUGUGGGGAUUAGUGGAAAUUGCCGUCCCUGAUAUUCAAAUCCCCACACCCAGCAUGUUUGUAAUCAAUAACAAAAUGAAUAGCUUCAUUGACGUUAUAUAUAUAGAGGGAGAGUAGGGAUUUAUUUGCGUA